This is a messenger RNA of Trichoderma breve, 1857 nucleotides long. RefSeq names its product forkhead domain-containing protein. The record is from RefSeq and is a predicted model, not a curated record. Gene Ontology annotation, biological process: regulation of transcription by RNA polymerase II. The transcript has 4 exons. Bases 1 to 1857 code for a protein of 618 amino acids. Gene Ontology annotation, molecular function: protein binding; RNA polymerase II cis-regulatory region sequence-specific DNA binding; DNA-binding transcription factor activity, RNA polymerase II-specific. Lineage: Eukaryota; Fungi; Ascomycota; Sordariomycetes; Hypocreales; Hypocreaceae.
AUGCCGCCAUCGGGCAAGCGCACCCAGCGCGGGCGCCGCGACCUUCGCAAGGACAAGGAACUCGUCGCAGACCUCGAGAGCUCGUCGCCCAGCCGUCCCGCAAAGCGGCGCAAGAGAGCUUCCUCGCCCGACCAGCCCGACUCCGUCCCGGCCGACGCUCCGUCGCAGGCGCCCGAAGCUUCAUCGUCGCCCAGAGCCGAUGACGACCAGCUGGUGGCGCAGGUGACGCAGCAGCUCCGAACACAGCCGGUCCAGGCGAGCAAGGACCAUUCCAACGCCAUCCACGAGGCCAACGGCGACGGCGUCAAGGCAUAUGCAAAGAUCGCGGCGCAGGACUGGACCUUUUACAUCACCAAGCUCAACGUCAAUAUCGGGCGCGCGCCGGAACCCUCCCACGGCGGGCCGACCAGCAGUGAAAAUGCGGUGCACAUCGACCUCGGCCCGGGCAAGAUGGUGUCGCGCGAGCAUGCGACCAUCUCGUUCAACUCCAAGGACGAGAUCUGGAUGCUCUACGUCAAGGGUCGCAACGGCGCCAAGGUGGAUGGCCAGACAAUCAAGCCGCAGACGUCGCAUCCUCUGACGAGCGGAGAGGUCGUCGAGAUUGGCAACGUCGAGAUGAUGUUUGUGCUUCCGUCAGAGCUCAGUGCGCUUCACGUCCAUCCCACCUUUCUCCAGCGGUGCGGACGGGCUGUUGAUGCACCAAAGGCUGCGCAGCCUCGCCAGUACGGGCCGGGCACACCAGCCAAAGUAGAUGUAAAGCGGCCCGGGACGCCGACGUCAUCGCAGGACCAUAGCACGGCGACGAUUGUCAAGUCUCCCGUUCCGGCGAGCACUCCGGGAGGUCUUCUUGGAGCCAGCGGUGUAGAUCUUAGUCUCGAUGACAACCAGCACAUCAAGCCCCAGUACAGCUAUGCCCAGAUGAUAACGCAGGCCAUUCUUAAUGCGCCCGAUGGCAAGCUCAACCUGAAUGGCAUCUAUAACUUCAUUAUGAACAGUUAUUCCUAUUAUCGCCACCAGCAUGCGGCAGGUUGGCAGAAUUCUAUUAGACACAACCUGUCGCUUAAUAAAUCCUUUGACAAGGUCGCUCGGUCUACCGACGAACCUGGAAAAGGAAUGAAAUGGCACAUCGUUCCCGAGACCCGGGACGAAAUGCUCAAUUACAUUACCCACGGCCCAAAAGAUAUCCUGGCCCGGGAUCCCUCAUCUGCGCAAAAGCGGCGAGGAUCGUCGCUGGUAUCGCCCCCCCCUCAGUCGUCCCUCCGCGCCAUACAGUCAACGCCGGAUCGCGGAUAUGGUCGACAGACGGACCGGAGCUCGGCCUUGACUGCAGACGGAAGCCCUUUACCCCGAGCGAGAAAAUCGACCGCGGGCGACUCGUCUUUUUCUGGCUUUCAUCCUCAGUCGCCAACCUUGACGUCGUCGUACAUGCAAGAUGAUAACGCAUCAUUCAUUACGCCGGCGCCGCCGAGAGUCCAUCCCAAGCUGGCACCUCCAAGCACUGCACAGCGACCCAGCCAGCACAUGCCGACCAGCUCACCGGCGCCCUUUUGGAAGUAUGCCGACAUCGGCAGCACGCCGUUGAAGCCGCCAUACGAAAUCAGUCCUUCGAGGGUUGCUGGAGAGGGGCGUCCUCCAAGCAGUAGCCCGCCUGCGGCCGGCAAGUCACCGCCAAGCAGUCCAUCUCGACCACAGAAAUCUGGCGGACAAGAACCUAAGGAUGCUGCGGAUGAGCCCGAGGAUGAGCAAGGGUUUGAUUUGAUGAAAAUAUCGUUAAGGGGUUUUCAGAGUAUUGGCGCGUACCACGCUCCGGUAGAGAGAGGCGUUCCCAUCGGCGCCGCCUUGAAGGGCGGUUCAUGA